AUGGCAGUUGCCACUAUUUUAAGUGAUCUUGCACUCCGUGACAAAGAUAACGGAACACUCCUAUUGGCCAAGUAUAGACAACACGACUUGUUAUACGAUGUUAUUAUCGGUAUCAAUAGUCUGGAAGAUUUAAAAACAUGUGGCUGGGAAAUUAUACUUAAGAAAAAUGAACAAAAGCGGGUACUACAAGAACCAACAUCUACAACUACGGAUGGCGUAACCGUUGCAAUUUUGGGCGCUUACAAUCGUGGUAAAAUAUUUUUACUUAGUAAGCUUUGUAACGUUGUCUUUCCUCACAACCAUUUGAUCCAUACGGAAGGUAUAUCUAUUACAGCUGGAGGAAAAGAGUAUAUCGAUAUUGUUUUCAUGGAUACAGCUGGUACAGAUACACCGGUAACAAGCGAGAAACUUGCUCACCAGAGAGCUACUGAAGCACUUCUUCGAGAAGUAGUUGUUCAUCUAAGUUCUUUUAUCAUCAUUGUCGUAAAUCGAUUACGUGCAACAGAUCAGGUAUACAUUGAUAAAGUCUUGGAGCAUUGUAAAUAUCAAGACGAUCGAAAACGCAUCAUAAUUGUUCAUAACUUGGAUGAUAUUGAAACAGCUGCUGAUGUUAACAAAAUAAUAGAAGAAGAAAUCAUGCUUACAUUUAGUGCUUUGAGGCUCGAAAAACAAUUCAGAGUAAACGGUAAAAUCACAAGCACUCUUUGCUAUGCAUCAAAACUUUACAAUUUUCAGUUGAAUCACUUUAUUUUGGCCAAAGAUGGUUCUCAGGCUGCUAACGUAUGGAAUCAAAAAUCUUUGGAUGGUAUCAUGAAUAUAUUACAAGUACCUACAGAGGCGAAAAGGAGUUUUCAUAUAGUCACUGCCAUGCUUACUUUCAUCAACACACGACUUAUACAAUUAUUCGGAAAAAAGCCUGCUGAAAGCGGUGAUGAUCAAGACGAUCUCCAAAUCGUCCAACAUGACAGCCAACCGUAUAUUGUACUUUGUAGCCGAAAGCACCUCCCAGAGCUGAUGAAAGAUCCUCAUCCAAUGGAACUCUCAGGAAAGCUUGUUUAUGAUGAUGGAGGCUAUUUUAUCAAGAAUACAGGUGGUUUAUGGGAACCUCGUAUCAAUUUUUACGAGAACAAGGAUGGGAUUCGAUUAUUUCUUGAACUUUCGGGUUUUAAAAAAGGUGAACUCGAUACUGCCAUAGCAGAAACUGGCAUUACCAUAAAUGGUAGUCGGAAUGACUUUGGAGUACAAGCCGUUGAUAUUAUUCAUAUAUCACAAAUUCCUGGCAAAUUUACACUGAAUAUCCCUUUUAAACAUGCGGUCGAUGUUAGCACGGUGAAGUCGGAGCGUCAUGAAGGUAUAAUCUAUAUUACAGCUCUCAAAAAAAAUUUGGAUGGUCUAAAAUGA
This is a messenger RNA of Didymodactylos carnosus, 1401 nucleotides long. The record is from the annotation of a GenBank genome assembly. NCBI's taxonomy places the organism in Eukaryota, Metazoa, Rotifera, Eurotatoria, Philodinida, Philodinidae.